AUGGCGGCGCUGCGCGAGAGCUUCACGCUGUGCGGGCUCGGGCCCCGCGGCGGCGUCGGGAGCGGCGGCGUCUUGGCCCUGGAGCCGGGCCCGGGCCCCGACCACGUCCUGCUCACCGACCGCGGCAGGACCGCCACGCUCUUCAAGGUUUCAGACCAGAAGCCACUAGGUUGUUGGUCACUGAAACAUGGGCAGAUUCUCACGUGUCCAGUUGUGUGCAACUUUGAAACUCAUGAAUAUAUAGCUGUUCAUGAUGACAAGGUUUUAAGAAUAUGGAAGAACCAAGAUAUUAACUUGGACAAAGUAUUUAAAGCAACGCUUUCAGCUGAUGUGUACAGGAUACAUUCAGUCCCCAGUGGAGGGCCAGUGGUCCUGUUCAGAGGAGGUGGUGUUCGGACUUUAGAUGUCCUUUUGGAAGCUCCACAGCAAGAAAUUGAAAACAUUAUCUCAGAUGAAGUCAUCAAGUGGAGUGAAGCUCUUAUGGAAGGUGAACAACCUGUCUUAAUUUUCACAACUGAGAAAAAUGAGGAUUUUUUUGUCUACGUGCAGAAACUGAAGAUGAAUAGUCUACACAGAUACAAGCUUGAACAACAGGAAUCAUCUAAGCCACUGAAUUUCACAGCCUAUGUAAAUAAACAAAUGAUCACACUACUGUGUUUGUAUUCCAACAACUCUGUGUACAAGGUUCUGGUACCUCUGAAGCAAAACACUGAAGAGGAAAUUUUGUCCAAGUCGCUGUUACUAAACCUUUCAAUAUCUGGAAGAGCUCUAAAAGGAACUUCUUUUGUUGUCCUUGACAAAGACCACGUUGCAGUGUUGGGAAGGCAUGCUGCACCUGGUAAAGAAUACAAAGAGUGCCUAACAAUAUGGAAUACAAAAUUUCAGACAUUGCAAACUUCAAAGGAGCUGCCCCUGGGAACCAGUGGACAACUGUGGUGCUAUGAGGAGAAGUUUUUUUUCACUCAUGGAAAAGUGCUAACAGUAGUUAUGUACAAGUGUGAAACAUCAUCGUUGGCAGCUGCUGUGGGAAAGCUCAAGGACAGUCAAGCCCCUGAUAUGUCUUCAUUUGUAAACUGGAAUACCCUGGGAGAUGAAGAGCUGGUGGUUUCCUUUCAGUCACAGGAGUCUGUAGAUCUAAAAUCUGAGUCCAAAAUGACUUUAAGAUCAAAGAGGAACACUGCUGCUGAAGUACAGCCAGACAACUUACCAGUUGGGCAGCUCUUACUAAAGCUAAAAGAUGCUACUCCAAGUGUAUUUGAAGAUGGAUUGAGACAAAUUAUAUCAAAAGCACAGAUGCCAGAUUUACAAGCCAUCUCUGGAUGUGUAGUGACUGCCCUUACCAACAGAUGUAAAGCUAAUCCGAAGUACUACCCUAAAAAUUUCCUGCUAGACAUAGUCCAAACCCAUGACUUGUCUUACAGCUUAUGUCCAGAUUUAAUGCCUCUUGCUUUGGAGAAAAAAGAUGUGUAUCUCUUACAACUCUGCUUACGACGGUUUCCAGAUAUCCCUGAAAAAAUUACUUAUGCUUGCUUGAAAGUAUUUUUAGGCAUUAGAGAAGCCUCUCUUCAAGAUGUAGAUUUGGAUCUAGACUCUGUCAUCUGUUACAUUGAUCUUGAUUUCGACGAUAAAGAAGUUAAGACUGAAAUAGUAGAAAACGGUUUCAGUGCAGAGCUGGAACAAGAGAUGUGGGACACUAAAAUCACAAAGCAGGCCCAUCUGACAACUGAUGGGGAAUUCUGCCCUGUUGGACCACAGAAGGCAGCGUUGUUAAAUGCUGUUGUCCGUUCAGCUUACAGUGAAACCUUUCUUUUGCCUCAUCUGAAAAACCUUCCAUCCCGGGAAGCUCUUCUGUUUCUCAGGUACUUAUACUACCUGUAUGUGAAAUGCAGUGAAAAAAUUAAUACCACCCUUCCUGGAACACACUCUCCAACUAUAAGUCAGAUUCUGGACUGGAUGUGCCUAAUACUUGAUGCUCACUUCACAGUUAUGGUGAUGCUACCAGAGGCAAAAGAGUUGCUUUCAAAUCUGCAUAAGUUUGUGAGAGCCCAAGUACGAUUCUACUCGGAACUCAACAAAAUUGAAGAAAGUUUGCGAGAAUUACAAAGACUCAGUCACCAGAGAGACUGUCAAACAUAUUCUAUUGAAGUGCUGGAACUUAUUUGA
Chaetura pelagica (chimney swift) is the source of this 2163-nucleotide messenger RNA. RefSeq names its product nucleolar protein 11 (gene NOL11). Lineage: Eukaryota; Metazoa; Chordata; Aves; Apodiformes; Apodidae. Gene Ontology annotation, cellular component: nucleus; nucleolus. Gene Ontology annotation, biological process: maturation of SSU-rRNA. The coding region runs from base 1 to 2163 and encodes 720 amino acids. The transcript is spliced from 18 exons. Gene Ontology annotation, molecular function: protein binding; RNA binding. The record is from RefSeq and is a predicted model, not a curated record.